This is a messenger RNA of Suncus etruscus (white-toothed pygmy shrew), 1749 nucleotides long. RefSeq names its product thromboxane A synthase 1 (gene TBXAS1). The record is from RefSeq and is a predicted model, not a curated record. Lineage: Eukaryota; Metazoa; Chordata; Mammalia; Eulipotyphla; Soricidae. Gene Ontology annotation, molecular function: oxidoreductase activity, acting on paired donors, with incorporation or reduction of molecular oxygen; heme binding; monooxygenase activity.
AUGGAAAUCUGGGGGGGUCUCCGACUGGAAGUGAGCAGUUCCCUGGUCACGGUGGUAUUAUCAGCAGUUCUCCUGGCCCUCCUGAGAUGGUAUUCCACAUCUGCCUUUUCGAGACUGGAGAAGUUGGGCAUCAGGCACCCUAAGCCUUCUCCUUUCAUCGGCAAUCUGACAUUUUUCCGCCGGGGCUUUUGGGAAAGUCACCUGAUUCUCAAGAAACUCUACGGGCCUCUGAGCGGGUACUACCUUGGUCGCCGGAUGUUUAUCGUGAUCUCUGACCCGGAUAUGAUUGAGCAGGUGUUGGUUAAGAACUUCCAUAACUUCAACAACAGAAUGGCAUCGGGAUUGGAGUGCAAGCCACUGUCUGACAGCGUUCUGUUCCUCCGUGACUCACGCUGGCAGGAGGUCCGCAGCAUGCUGGCUUCUGUCUUCAGCACAGAGAAGCUGACCGAGAUGAUCCCCCUAAUCAACCAAGCCUGUGACCUGCUCCUGGCUCAUUUGAAAUGCUAUGCAGAAUCUGGAGACUCUUUUGACAUCCAGAGGUGCUACUGCUACUACACCACUGACCUGGUGGCCAGUGUGGCCUUCGGAACCCCUUUGGAUUCCCAGAAGACCCCUGAGCACCCUUUUGUGGAGCAUUGCCGGCGAUUCUUCACCUUCUCCAUCCCCAGACCCUUCCUGGUUCUUCUCUUAUCAUUUCCAUCCAUAAUCCCGCUGGCCCAGAUUUUGCCCAAUAAGAACCGAGAUGAACUGAAUGGCUUUUUUCACAAGCUCAUUAAGAAUGUGAUUGCCUUUCGAGACCAGCAAGCCGCAGAAGAGAGGCGGAGGGACUUCCUUCAACUGGUGCUGGAUGCCCGCCAUUCUGCCACCUCUGGGGGCAUGGAGAACUUUGACAUGGUCACACAGGGCUUCUCUAUCAAGGGUGCUCCUGCCAGUCCUGCCCAGCCACACCAGCCUCGACUCCCGGCCAAGCCUUUGACGGACGAUGAGGUUGCAGGCCAGGCCUUCCUCUUCCUCAUUGCAGGCUAUGAGAUUGUUACCAACACUCUCUCUUUCAUCACCUACCUCCUGGCCACCAAUCCUGAAUGCCAAGAGAAGCUUCUGAAGGAGGUGGACAGUUUUCACAAGACCCAUCCAACCCCCGACUAUCACAGCCUGCAGGAAGGCCUGCCCUACCUGGACAUGGUGAUUGCUGAGACCCUGAGAAUGUACCCACCAGCUUUCAGGUUCACACGGGAGGCGGCGAAGGACUGUGAGGUGCUAGGGCAGCGCAUUUCGGCGGGCGCUGUGCUGGAGAUGGCGGUGGGCGCCCUGCACCACGACCCUGAGUUCUGGCCCAGACCAGAGGUCUUCGACCCAGAGAGGUUCACAGCUGAGGCCCAGCGACUCCGCCGACCCUUCACAUACCUGCCAUUUGGGGUGGGACCCCGGAGCUGCCUUGGAAUGCGGCUUGGACUACUGGAGGUGAAGCUGACUCUGCUCCACAUCCUGAGCAAGUUCCACUUUGAGGCCUGCACCCAGACUCAGGUCCCGCUCCAGUUGGAGUCCAAAGCUGCUCUAGGGCCCAAAAAAGGUGUCUACAUCAAGAUUGUUUCCCAUGACACGGUGACAACUGGCACCCCCAAAUUCCAAGAAAAUCCUUGUGUGGAAAUUUGAACUUUGGGGGAAGUUUACCUUCAGCACGCAAGGGAUGAAAGAUUAUUUGGCUAAAAUUUCCCUGAUGACUUAAUAAACCUUCAUUCCUGCUCUCAA